Messenger RNA from Eruca vesicaria subsp. sativa (arugula), 1379 nucleotides. Lineage: Eukaryota; Viridiplantae; Streptophyta; Magnoliopsida; Brassicales; Brassicaceae. The record is from the annotation of a GenBank genome assembly.
CACAAAUUUAAAUAAAACUUUUCAAGAAUUUAAAAACUUUUUUUUUUCUUCUUCCUCUCCUCUCUAAUGGCGCUUCCACACAUACUCUCUUCAACACCAUCUUCAACUUCGUUAUCUCCGUCUCCUUCUUUCACACCAAAACCUCCUCUCUCACCGUUACGUACUAAUAGUAAUCUCCGAAGGUGUAAACUCACCUCCUUCCGAUUCUCCUCCUCUUCCUUCUCCGAGAAGCAUCACAACGCUAACAACACUCCAAAACCCGACGACGUCGUGGAGCUUCCUCUCUUCCCUCUCCCUCUCGUCCUCUUCCCCGGAGCAAUCCUCCCUCUCCAGAUCUUCGAGUUCCGUUACCGCAUCAUGAUGCAAACCCUCCUCGACUCCGACCUCCGUUUCGGCGUCGUCUACUCCGACGCCGUCUCCGGCACCGCCGCUGAGGUCGGCUGCGUCGGGGAGGUCGUCAAGCACGAGAGGCUAGUCGACGACAGGUUCUUUUUGAUAUGCAAAGGACAAGAGAGGUUUCGUGUCACGAAUCUUGUUCGGACAAAGCCUUAUCUUGUCGGAGAGGUGACGUGGCUUGAGGAUCGUCCCUCUGGGGAAGAGAAUCUUGACGCGUUGGCGGGUGAGGUGGAGGUUUUGAUGAAGGAAGUGAUUAGGUUGUCGAAUAGGUUGAAUGGGAAGGGUGAGAAGGAGGUGCAGGAUUUGAGGAGGAAUCAGUUUCCGACACCUUUCUCGUUCUUUGUCGGGAGCACGUUUGAAGGUGCGCCUAGGGAGCAGCAAGCGUUGUUGGAGUUGGAGGAUACGGCUGCGAGGUUGAAGAGGGAAAGAGAGACGUUGAGGAAUACGCUUAAUUAUUUGACUGCUGCUUCUGCUGUCAAAGAUGUUUUCCCUUCGUCCUCUUAGUGAGUAAUGAUGAUGAUGAUAAUAUCUACUGGUAGUACAUAGAACUUCUGAAUCUAUUAUGCAGUUUGAUAUAUAUGUUUUCUCCAUGUCAGUAAUUGAAUGUACAAAUGUUUAUGAAAAAAAAAUGUGAGUUCACUGCUUGAGCAAGGGUUGCCUCUAGGUGUUGGCAUUUGAUGACUGGUUUUAUGAUCUAAGAAUGGGUCAUUGGAGGGUUCAAGGUUUACCAGGAUGUGAGUCUCUUUUUUUCUCUGAAGAUCAUAAGAUCAUAUAUUCAACAAAAAAGGAUGUGAGUCUAGUCUAGUGUUGUUGGUGUGUUUAUUCAAUGAGUCAAACUACUCUUUUAUGAUGCUUCUUCUAUCGAGUUAAAUUGCUGAGGCUUUUGAUGGGCCGUGAUACAUUUUUUGCUCUGGAAUUUAGAGUACAAUUGAUUGUUGUAUGGGUAAUGGGUCCUUGAUUUGUCAAAUUGUAUGGGUUGCUGU